Messenger RNA from Arctia plantaginis, 1971 nucleotides. The record is from the annotation of a GenBank genome assembly. Lineage: Eukaryota; Metazoa; Arthropoda; Insecta; Lepidoptera; Erebidae.
AUGAAGAUAUUUUUAAAAACUGAAUUACUCAAAGCUAUUUCAUUUAGAAAUCCUGUGAAACUACCUUUUACGUAUUGGGUGUUAGUGUUUUGUAGAUUUGCUUUAACGUUACUACCGCAGCGAGGCUAUAUUCAUCCAGACGAGUUUUUUCAAAAUGUUGAAGUCAUUGCAGGGGAUAUUCUAUCCAUAGACGUCUCACGGACAUGGGAGUUCAAUCCAAAGUUCCCCAUCAGAAAUAUCUUCAUACCCAAGCUAAUUCUUGGUCCACCUUUACACUUUAUUCGCCUAAUGAACCCUUAUUCAAAGCAUUAUCUCAAUGUAGAUCUCAGAACGCCAUAUUAUUUAUUGGUUUUCCCUCGAAUAUUUAUAUGCUUACUGUCCCUAAUUAAUGACUAUUGCCUAUAUAGAAUUUGUGUACUCUAUGGACAAAAUUUCAGGAAUAGACUCAAGAUCUUUGCUAGCUCAUAUGUAGUUUUUACCUACUGCUGUAGAAGUUUCUCCAACACAUUUGAAAUGAUAUUUUUUUCUAUGCUCCUUCUUUUAGUUGCUGAAUGUAUGAUGAAAUCAGACAAUGUCAUUUAUCACAAUGAGUUUUUGAAAGAGAAAUAUGAGCAAGCCAAAACUGCAGUUGAAAAAGUUAAACUUUUUAAACUGACUACGCAUUUACCAGAACAUAAUUUGAAUCGUGUGAUUAUUUUAUCUACUAUUGUAGUCAUAGGAAUCUUCAAUAGACCUACUUUUGUGGGCUUUGCGUUCCCUCCGAUAUUUUUCUGGCUUCACAGAGGUCUAGGCUCUAAAGUCAUUGGUUUUAAAGACUUCCAUUAUAGGAUAUUUAUGUUUAUAAUCUGUGGUAUACCUACCACAUUUCUUCUUAUUCUAAUAGACUCCAGUUACUAUGGAUACAUUACAAUGGCUGAUUUAGAAUCAAUGAAAAUUUCAUUGAACAAUUGGGUGGUAACACCUUUGAACUUUUUGAGAUACAACUCUGAUAUGAGGAACCUGACAUCACAUGGUCUACAUCCACGAUGGCUUCAUUUAGCUGUGAAUGUGCCGUUACUGUUUAAUGUACUGGGAAUAUUGGCAUUAAUUACACUCUCUAUCAAUACAUACAGAUUCAUUCGUGGCCAGUAUAGCAAGCUACCGAGAAUCCAAAGCAUCACAGGUCUAAUGCUUUUCUCUCUAGUCACACCGAUUAUAUUACUAUCUCUGUUCCCGCACCAAGAAGCCCGCUUUAUCAUACCCGUUCUCAUUCCUUUAAUAUAUCUAUACGCUAACCAUCUACAUGUCAACGAAACUGACGGACUAAGAACCAGAAGAUUAAAAACUACUCUACAAAUUACUUGGUAUGUGCUUAACGCACUUCUAACAAUAUUCUUUGGGUUCAUCCAUCAAGGAGGCGUUUAUCCCUUCGCCAAUAGUCUGUAUCGUGAAAUAAAGAAUAAUUACGGAGUCCACACUCACGUAAUAACUACACAUAGUUAUAGUAUACCAACAUUUUUACUUCAGUUAGAGAGUACCACCAAGGUAUGGACAGAUAGAGGUACGGGCCAUAAGUACAGACUAGCUCCAUCGACGUUCAUUCUCAAGUAUGGCUCAUUGCCAAUGGAUGACUUACUAUUCAAAGUUGACGAAGUUCUGACCAACGCUGAGAUGUUAUUGCACGAUUAUAAAAAGAAAUAUAGGUUUUAUGUUGCGUCUCCUUGCUCUUUAGAGCAACAGCUAAGGUCAGCAGCUCGAAAGUACCAAUACUUCCAGCUUGUCGAAGAAUUCUCAUACUACCCUCACUUUUGUACGGAAGCAUUUCCAAAGUUCCCUUCGAGUCACGACCAGUUUUGUGUCCAAAAUAAUGACUUACGAACAAACGAAUCUCGCGUUGUAGAUCUGAAUUUGUUACAAAGAAUCUCAUGUUUUUUGCAUAGGUUUUGUUUACGAAUAUAUCUCGUUAAACCUGUAGCGAAAUAUCUCACUUAA